This is a messenger RNA of Melampsora larici-populina 98AG31, 648 nucleotides long. RefSeq lists its product as uncharacterized. The record is from RefSeq and is a predicted model, not a curated record. Gene Ontology annotation, cellular component: nucleus. The transcript is spliced from 5 exons. NCBI's taxonomy places the organism in Eukaryota, Fungi, Basidiomycota, Pucciniomycetes, Pucciniales, Melampsoraceae. The coding region runs from base 1 to 648 and encodes 215 amino acids.
AUGCCAAACAACAGGGUUAAGACUACAAAAGCACUUCAAAGUAAAAAAGGAAAAGCUGCUUUGGCUCAAUUACAUCCUCAUUCUAGACGAGCUAAACAGAUUUGUAGAGUUGCUUUACGUACUGAUAAACUAUCAGUAGCAAAACGAGAAAGAAAAAAACACGAAGUUUCAAGAAUUAAUCGAUUAGUUUGGUUUUGUUAUGCUUUAGAUCCUUCGAUUGGAUCUUGUACUUUACCUGAACUUCAUCAAAUCGUUCAAGAUUUCAUUCAUCGUCAUUCUGCUGAAUUAGAAUCUGAACGUAAACAACGUCGAGUUGGUCGUACGAAAUCUGUUGCACAGGAAAGGAUUGAAAUCGAUCAAGAAACAGAAGAAGCUGAGUAUACUACUGGAUUUGUCGUACCAGAUCUAACGUGUCCUAAAAGUGUAAAACUUCUUAGACAAUGGUGUGAAGAAGUUUCAAGUGAUCCUUCAUUCUUACCUAGACUUCGUUUAAUUAGGAUUUUCAAAAACGAUACAACAACCAUAGUAGAAGAACAGAAAGGUGCUACUGAAAGUAUGUUGAUGAGUUCAAACUCAGAUAUACAUCAUACUACUACUAAUCAAGAAAACCAAGACGAUGAUACACCUGAACUUGUGAUGGGUGACUAG